ACUACUAUUCCCUUACUCUUCACUCCGCCUUGGUACCUUGGUAGUAGUAAUAAGACCCUCGAAUAGUUUGACUGCUUAGCCAAUUUCUCUCCACCAUCACCACCGCCGCCACCACCACCACCCCCGACCAGCGUGAACCACCUUGGGUGGUCAUUUUUUUGUUAGUGAUGAUGGAACCCAAGUUCACCGGAAAGCCCAUAACGGCCCACAACGCUGUUGACCUGGACCAAAUGCCAGACACUCCCAACCGAGGAGCCCACCACCGCCGAGCCCAAUCCGAGACUUUCUUCCGCUUCCCUGACCUGGACGACGAUAUCCUCUUAGACGAUGUCGUCGUCUUCGACCUCCCUCCAGGUCCUUCUCUUUCGUCAGAUGCUACCCAGCUUCAGCCAAACAACAAUGAGUCGGGCCGGGCUCAGGCUCAGCCUGCUAGGCUUAUUGAGAAAAGUCAUUUCAGGAGCUUAUCCGUGGACGCUGACUUCUUCGAGGGUUUGAAUUUUGGUGCCUCGUCGUCCUCCUCCGCCGACGGGGUCGGCGGAGGAGGGUCCGCGGCUGCGGGUUCGGGGGCGCCCUUGGGCCCUCGUCAUAGGCAUAGUAGUUCCAUGGAUGGGUCGUCGUCUUUUGCUUCGGCCAUGACGACGUCGUUUGAAGCUAUGAUGGCGGAUUCUGAUAAGAAGACCGCGGGAGCAGAUAGACUCCAAGAACUUGCUUUGAUUGAUCCUAAAAGAGCUAAAAGGAUUCUUGCAAAUAGACAAUCUGCCGCACGUUCUAAGGAGAGGAAAAUACGCUACACAAGUGAGCUUGAAAGGAAAGUACAAACCCUGCAGACAGAAGCUACAACGCUAUCUGCACAGGUCACAAUGCUGCAGAGAGACACAACGGGGUUAACUGCUGAGAACAAGGAACUCAAGCUGCGUUUACAGGCUAUGGAACAGCAGGCACAUCUUAGAGAUGCACUGAAUGACACACUGAGAGAAGAAGUGCAGCGGCUGAAGAUAGCAGCUAGCCAAAUACCAACUGCCAACGGAAACAAUUUUAACAGAGGAAUGCGACCACAAUAUUCCUCCCAAGCUCAGACCUUCCAUCACUUCGGCAAUCACCAGGCAGAGCAGCACCAGCAGCAGCAACAGCAUCACAUGCCUCAGUCCACAAUGAACCCGGGUUUUAGUACACAGCCCAAACCUAGCUUCCUGGAUUUCAAUCAUAAGGUUUAGUACGGUGUCCAUAUUUCACGUGGUGGUUAGGUACUGAAAUGUAAUUGGCCGGAUAGAAUCUUGUAUAUGUUACAUGUACUGCAGGUAAAGGUGGGGUAAGAUUGUACUUGCAUGCUGACCAUCUGUUAGUAUUGUUGUAGUGAAUCAUAAUGAUAUAAGGGGGAAAAGAUAUAAUGAUGACCAUCUUGUUAUGUUUACUUAUCAAAUGAUCAAAUGAUAUAAGCAGGUGAUAUUUGUACUUAGAAAGAUAUCUUGUGAUUCUUGUCUACAUCAGAAUAGCAUUUUAUUAGUGUUUUUUAUGGCCA
Coffea eugenioides is the source of this 1519-nucleotide messenger RNA. RefSeq names its product transcription factor VIP1. Gene Ontology annotation, cellular component: nucleus. Gene Ontology annotation, molecular function: DNA-binding transcription factor activity. NCBI's taxonomy places the organism in Eukaryota, Viridiplantae, Streptophyta, Magnoliopsida, Gentianales, Rubiaceae. The transcript is spliced from 4 exons. The record is from RefSeq and is a predicted model, not a curated record. Bases 168 to 1214 code for a protein of 348 amino acids. Gene Ontology annotation, biological process: regulation of DNA-templated transcription.